This is a messenger RNA of Lucilia cuprina (Australian sheep blowfly), 905 nucleotides long. RefSeq lists its product as uncharacterized. The record is from RefSeq and is a predicted model, not a curated record. The coding region runs from base 44 to 781 and encodes 245 amino acids. NCBI's taxonomy places the organism in Eukaryota, Metazoa, Arthropoda, Insecta, Diptera, Calliphoridae. The transcript is spliced from 2 exons.
UUUAAAUUCAACUUGUAACCUUUAAAAAUAUAAAAUCCCAAUAAUGAAAUUGCAAAUAAUUUAUUUAAUUAUCAUUUCUAACAUCUUUCUCGUUAAAAGUGAUGAAAUUUUAACAAAUGAAUUUACUUCAUUGCAAAAUAAAUUAUUUGCCGAUGUUUACGAUACAAAAGAGCGACUUGAACAUUUAAAAACAUCUGUGGAUAUUUUAAAUAAAAGACAUUUGCAACAGAUCAAUGGUUUAGAGGAAAUAGUUGCUACAUGUCAUAAAAAUGACACUGGCAUUGAACCCAUGCAAUAUAGCGAAGAUGUGUGCGAAGAUAUAAUAUAUUACUCUAAUGAAACUCUUAGCAAAUAUGUACAGUUUAAUGAUAAACUUCUAACAAAAUUAGCAGACAGUCAUAGAAAUCAAAGUCAACAUUUAUAUGCAAUUUUAAACAAUCGAAAUAUACAGAAUGAAUGCCAAGUGAAAAAUCCUCAAUUAAUUGCAUCACCUACAGAAACUCUUUUAACUCAAAUAGAUAUAAAAAUCAAUAAUAUUGAUGAACAAUUAAGUCAUUUUGAAUUUUUGGAAGAAAAGCUGACAUUACAACAAAAGAAAUUUCAUGAAUUUAAUGAAAAUCAAAUGAAGUUAUUAACAGAAAUUAAAGACAAAUUAUUGAAAAAUGAAGAAAAAUUUGUAAAAUAUCAAAGAGAAUUACCAGAUAUAAAUAAUUUUUCGAAUAAAAUACGUAAUCUAGGAAGCUGGAGACACUGGCGAUACCGACAUACACCCAGGCAAUAGAAAUUAUUUCAAAUAAAAAUUGUAAAUAGUAAAUGUUUACUUUAUUUCAGUUUUAGGUUUAAAAUGUUUUUUUUUUAAAUAUAUUUUUCAAGCCCUCCAUGGUGGUGGAGCUAUAUAAAGUAUA